AUGACUCAAUCUCAUCGUCGCUCCCCUUCUUCCACCCAUUAUCCCUCCAAACCCAAGUCUUCUCGUCCUGUCCUACAUCGUCGAGGUACCUCCAGUGUCAACCUAUCCAUCUCCAAGCUGGGUUCGGGCCAUUCACACUCUACCUCGAACUCACACUCUCGCUCCCAUUCUCGGAGCAAAGAAGACGAGAGCGAAUUCGAUAUGGCUAGCUUUCUGAACUUCUGUGCCAUGUGCGAAAGACAAAUCACCGUCCCUAACAACACACUCCUCUACUGCAGUGAAGGACUCCUGCAAACCUCUCUCCGCCUCAAUGCCCUCAAUGCCCAUGACAACAACCCCAUCAACCCCACCAGCCUCACCACCCCUCUCCCCCGAACAAUCGUCGCCCCAAUGACUCCAACCCGAGUCCAAAGCAACCCCCCUCACUCAAGGAUACCAAGCACAACCCCCACCACGACCGGCUCAGAUCUCGACCCCACAGAAUGGAAGCCCGUAAUAAACGCCGCCACCAGCGGUAACUUCACCUCAACCUCAACACCCAACCCAAUCUCAACCACAGCCUGGUCCUAUCUCUCCCAAUUCCACGGGCCCGACCACCACAACCACCGCCAACCAACCCGCCGCCCAAUGACAUCCCGCAACAGCGUAUCAAGUCUACCAGGCCUCGGCUUCACCACUGGCACUGGCACUAGCAUCGGCGGUGCCCCAUCCCUCUCUUCAUCAGUAUCAAGCUCCGCCUCAGAUUAUCUCGGCAGCUAUGAGCACCGCCCACUCCCACCGCGCCACAAACCUUCGUUCUCGGGAACGUAUGCUAAGGGCGUGCAACUUGUUGUUCCGCAUGUUAGCUCUGUUCCUGGCGUCCGGGUCGAAAUGGUUGAUGGCGAUAGUGAUAGUGGGUCUAUCUUUCCGGCGUCGAGUUCGGUUUGGGAAGAUGAGGUUAAGGUUAGACCUGGUGCUAUUUCUAUUGGCGCCCGGUCUUGA
This is a messenger RNA of Penicillium cosmopolitanum, 981 nucleotides long. RefSeq lists its product as uncharacterized. The transcript has 3 exons. The coding region runs from base 1 to 981 and encodes 326 amino acids. Lineage: Eukaryota; Fungi; Ascomycota; Eurotiomycetes; Eurotiales; Aspergillaceae. The record is from RefSeq and is a predicted model, not a curated record.